Molecule: messenger RNA, 1599 nt
Organism: Aureobasidium vineae
Lineage: Eukaryota; Fungi; Ascomycota; Dothideomycetes; Dothideales; Saccotheciaceae
Source: the annotation of a GenBank genome assembly
AUGCAUCAGCUUUCACCAGAUACAGUGACAGUCUUGCCAAACAACAAGCGAAGGCGUGUAGACUCGCCAAUGAAACAUCAGACUGGUUUCAAGUCCAUACCAAAACGUGUGCCUACUCUAGGAACGGCAUCUUCACAGGACGGCUCGUCAAUUGACUUGUCACAACAAACACCAAUGGGCUUCCUACCACAAACGGAAAAGGACUGUCAGAGACUUGACGAAUGGGUCGAAAAGCUGGACGAAUCGACAGUACGAAGAGUCCUGAAGGAGGCUGCCAUGUUGCACCCCGGCAUGUAUACUUCAGUCUGGACCGAGAAACGUCUGUUAGAGCUAGCACAAGCCGACGCCAAACGCCGCUUGGAGAGAGAAGAGCAGAUCAAAGUUCUCAAUUUCUCAAAACAAAUCCAAGGAGUCAAUUAUACAACCAACAACAAGUUCAGAAGCUUACGUACUUCCAAACAAUACGAGCUCGCGGGAGAAGCGGAAGGUUCUGUGCAAUACGACAUGAAGAAAAUCUGCGCUCAAAUUUGUCCAGAAAGCACACAAGACAACAAGACUAAAGCUGUUCUGGCAUUGUGUCGUAUUGAAUUUAUCGUAGCGUAUGGAGGAGGUUGUAUUGGUGUAGAAGUCAGAAAGAGUAUGGGACAAGAAUCUCAAUUUAUGGACGACCUCGGAAAGAUUGUUGGGUACAUAAGUGACUCCGACAAGGAAUACUUCGGCCGACGAGAAGAUCUUAUGACCAUGGAGACUCAGCCAUCUGGACUUGCAUCUCCACCAGAACUUGUGGGAAAUGUUCCAACCGAACCUCAGACUUCUGUCUCAUGCUCCUCUCAGACAUGUCGUCUAUGGGCAUCCUUCCACUCGAGUACCAAUCAACCUCCUCAAGCCACAGUCCGUAACAACCUCGCCAUUGCCGUUGUACGUCAUAGAGAUAUCCACGACAUGGUAGAAACAGAGUACGACAGGAUACAAAAGGAGCAACAAGAAAAAUCGAACGAAGACGCCAGUGUCUUAUCCUUCGUUAGUGAACACACAAAGGUGCAAAAGAUCCUCUACGAAGAGUACGAUGACUUCCCAAAUUCCAAGAAGCAGGAAAUAGUCUAUCGAGCUUUGGGCAACAUCAAUCAAACCAUCGUGGGGAUACCUGCUCGUGUGCGACCCACGAGUAACUGGAAGACAAAGUUCAAUGCCUUUCUUACCCUCCUCUGGAUUGGAAGAGGGAUAGUAGAUAGCAUAGGCAUGCUUCCGAAUGCGAUCAGGGCACAGAUGGCCUUCGGCUCUAAACUCGUGGAAGCGAUCGACGAUGUUUACGAGACAAUGAAGCAUACUCAACCGGGAUUUGGCGAAGACGAGUACGACGAUGAUGAGUCCGACGACGAUGAGUACGAUGAUGAUGAGGAGGACAGAGAGGACGAGAGCGAGCCCGAAACAGAGCCCCUCAGCUUCUCUAAGAGAGAAAAUCGGAUCCGUUACAUUCUCUACGGCAAACACACACACCUGCGUGACUCACAGCAAGAUGCCAUCACCUACGAUGCCUCAAGUAAAAUCGAGGACCAAAUCCAGAAAAUCUCUGACCAGAUCCAACCUGAAAGCUUAUGA